CCCCCAACCCCAUCAGCAAACUGACCGUGGAGAGUCAGACCAACAUCUCCAUCACCCUGCGCUGGGAGGCCCCAGACCUUCAGAACUACACCUACUGGGUCCAGUGCACGGGAGACGAUGGCAAGAAGGAGACCCGGAACACGACAGACGUCACGUACACGGCGGAGGGACUCACGCCGGCAACCUCCUACCUGUUCUCCGUGUGGGCGGAGAAGCACGGAGUCCCCAGUUCCGUGCAGACCCAGGACGGCUCCACAGCCCCCAACCCCGUCAGGGACCUGACCGUGGAGAGUCAGACCACCAGCUCCAUCAGCCUGCGCUGGGGGACGCCCCAGGGCCCGGAUCACUCUUCCUACACCUACUGGGUCUCCUGGACCAUGGAGGGCGGGGUUGCCACUGGGACCCGGAACACCCGAGAUACCAGGGUCACAGUGGACGCAAUGGAAGCUGGGACCCUGUACACCUUCACCGUGUGGGCGGAGAGGAACGGAGUCAACAGCAGCAAAGAGACCUGCACAGGGGCCACAGUCCCCAAUGCGGUGAGAAAUCUCCAGGUCCAGGACCAGACCACCAGCUCCAUCACCCUGAGCUGGACAGCUCCCCAGGGCCCGGAUCACCCUCCCUACACCUACUGGGUCUCCUGGACCAUGGAGGGCGGGGUUGCCACUGGGACCCGGAACACCACGGAUACCAGGAUCACAGUGGACGCAAUGGAAGCUGGGACCCUGUACACCUUCACCGUGUGGGCGGAGAGGAACGGGGUCAGCAGCAGCAAAGAGACCCUCAUGUGGGCCACAGCUCCUAAGGAGGUCACAGCUCUGCGGAAUGAAACGCAGACCAACAACUCAAUCGCCCUGCAGUGGAAGGCCCCGGCAGACCCCCGCUAUCAGCUCUACAUAUACUGUGUCCGGUGGGCCGGUGGGGGACCUCCCCAGGGGGAAAGAGACCCCCAAGCACACCAGGUCGACCAGAUAGCCAGGACCAAAGACACUUGGUAUGUGGUGAAGGGCCUGGAACCCGGGACUCCAUACAACUUCAACGUGUGGGCGGAGAGGAGCGAUGUAGCCAGUUCCACACAGAGCCUCCGCGCAUCCACAGACCCGGACCCCGUCACCAGCAUCUCCUGCAACAGCAUCUCUGGUGGCUAUGGGGUCACCCUGACCUGGACCUGCCCCCGGGGCGGCUAUGAGGCCUUUGAGCUGCACGUGGGCGGGCAGCAGGUCUCCGGGGACCGAGCCUCCUGCGGGAAGGGCUUAUCUGUGUCCAACCUCCAGCCCGCUCAGUCCUACGCAGCCACGGUCAAGACCAUCUGGGACGGACUGAGGGCCCCAGCUGCCUCCGUGACCUGCCACACGGAGAGUGCAGGUGAGCACAGCCCCAGGGGACACACAGUCUCUCCUGACCCCCUCAGGCCCUGCGCGGACGGAGUCUGACCUAC
Messenger RNA from Myotis lucifugus (little brown bat), 1438 nucleotides. It is a transcript of the gene PTPRH, whose product is annotated as protein tyrosine phosphatase, receptor type H. The transcript has 5 exons. The annotation marks the transcript as partial. The record is from RefSeq and is a predicted model, not a curated record. NCBI's taxonomy places the organism in Eukaryota, Metazoa, Chordata, Mammalia, Chiroptera, Vespertilionidae. Gene Ontology annotation, molecular function: protein binding.